ACCCUUGCGCCAGUGAUACAGCUCAUUACCUCUCUCUCAGUCCAACUUCCAUUUUUUCCCUAUUCUUCAAAGUAGGUACCUUCAAGGUGCCAUUGAAACUGUUGGACGUGUUACAGUAUCCACCUACCUCGUAGCCUUGAACCGUGACUAUUACCAGCCAUCUGGGAUUCUCUCUACCAAAUCGUGCGAUACGGGGUUCGACGGUUCCGUCUUCGAGAACCUUAAUCCCUGCGCCAACUUAUUUUGGUUGAUCUUUCCGAACAAAAUACGCGUCGUUGGCUAGAUGGCACAUGAUGCGUGUUCACGACUUCCACAGGAGAUUCUUGACGCAAUCAUUGAUAUCGUCGGGGUUACCUCACCGCGUAGCGAAGCAUUCAAGGACCUCAUUUCAUGCUCCUUGGUAUCACGGCGUUUUCUCCCUCGAACUCGGCACUUUUUGUUUGAGGCCAUCUACCUUUCUACGCCUGAAGAGAUUCUGUCCUACCACGACAUGUGUCUCAAAAAUCCCAUUAUACCAGCUUCGGCAAGAACCCUUAUCCUCGACACCCGGAAGCUCAUUUCCAACACCUUUAACGAUUCACCGUUAAUAUCGAUUCUGCAAGUCACGACCAAUAUCGAAACCAUAGCCUUCCACAACGUAUCAUGGGAAGAGCUAUCUCCAGGGCUCUUGUGCGCGUUGUCACGCUAUCCUCUGAAAAAUCUGCUUCUCAGAAAUUUCACCAUUUCGUCGGUGUCUUCAUUCCACUCCUUCAUCAGAAACAGUGCUACGCGCAGCCUUGGCCGGCUUGGUCUCUAUGGGUCGCUCAAGGUUCUCGGUUCCGAUGAUGGUGAUGGAGGUACCGAGGAGUUAGCACCAGCCCCUACAAGACCGGUUCUUGUCAAGUCUCUAUCAGUUGCUUGUUCUCAAAAAUUUCAAGAUACGGCAAGCACCAUCCUUUUCUCCCCAUUAUCGCCUUUCAACUUCGUUGGUCUUAUCGACACUGAGGUAGCACUUUGUCAAGAUGCAGACCACGAUACACCACUUCCGGCCCAAGAUGCUAUCUGCGUCUUGCGGGACAUAGUUUCAGCGUCGGAUCCACUGGUGCUCGCGCACAUCAAUAUAUGGAGAUCAUUUCAGCGGGCGCCCCCGCCUUCUCUGUUAUACCUUCCCUCUCUACGCACACUCGGAUUUCUUCUAAACAAUGCAUCGGAAAGCCUUGGCUUCCAGCCCAUUUCGGUUUUACAAUGGUGGAUUGAUGUUAUGAUGCACUCUGAGUGCUACUCGCUGUCUACGCUUUCCAUCACUGCAAUCGCUGCAAGACAACGCUGGAUUACGGAUAAGGAUGCCUUGACUCAAUGGCGUCGCCUGGAUAGAGAACUAUCAUCGUCUCGGUAUGAUGUGCAGUCAGUAUGUAUCAUCUUCAGGGAGGAUUAUUUCAAAAGGGGGUGUUGCAGAUACGGGACAAUUGAUAGUACCAAACCCGAGGCGACAUUGUGUUUUCUCUGUAAACAAUCGUCUAAUUGAAGAACGUUUCUCAAGACGUACAGCUUAAGUAUAGCUGGUACUCGUGAUAGUCUGGUCGCUGUGAUCUUAGAGCUAAUAUCGUCGACCCACG
This is a messenger RNA of Desarmillaria tabescens, 1595 nucleotides long. RefSeq lists its product as uncharacterized. The record is from RefSeq and is a predicted model, not a curated record. Bases 284 to 1504 code for a protein of 406 amino acids. Lineage: Eukaryota; Fungi; Basidiomycota; Agaricomycetes; Agaricales; Physalacriaceae. The transcript is spliced from 4 exons.